UCUGGGAAGUUUCCCCUCGGUAUAGAUCUAUGAUCAGCAAUCCCUCCCCCGAUCCUAACCUUAACCAUUUGUGGUGGAAAUGCAAAACUGACUCAAGAUCAGCGUCUAGAGUCAACUUCACCCUACAUCACCAGUCACAGAGUGGGAGCCAUUAUGUGCUCUCCAUUUGAAGGCUGGGGGUGCUGUAAACUCAGUCAGAAUUUAUGUAGUGUAUCUGUCAAGAUCCCAAUUUAUUUGAGCACAUCCAAAAUUGGGACCCUGUGAAUUCACAAAUGCUUUAUAUAGCAUGAUAUAAAGUCAUAUCAUAUAGUAUAUUAUCACACUAAGGCUGGUGGGAGUCACGUGGGGGCCAGUGUUGUGCUGAUUUCACAGUUUCCCCUUCACUGUAGUUGACUGACAAAGAGUUUCACUACCUAAAGUCACACAGACGCAGCACUUUGCAGGGAGAAGACACAGCUAUAGAUGUAUAUUAGAGUUGAGGUUAGAUGUAGAAGUUACUGUAUUUGACCACAAGUGUGUUAAGAUGUCAGAGGGAGUCUAUGAAAACUCAGAUGGAUUUGAAGACGAUGAGCCUGAUGCAAUGAAGAACACAGACAUUGACGGCCAAUUAUAUGCCAAUGUAAGAGCCUUCAAACCCAGUACAAGAGAUGGAGUUGUUGCUUCAGUACAUUUUCAGUGGUGGAAGAGACCCUCUGGAGUUGCUGCAGUGUGUCUGGGGCUGCUGUGUGUUCUCCUACUGGCUGGGAUCAUAGGCCUGUCUGUCGACUAUGGAGUCACUGAUCAUCACAACUCAACAGAGAGAGAACAGCUACAGACCAGUUACAACAAACUGACUAAAGAGAGAGACCAGCUACAGACCAGUUACAACAACCUGACUAAAGAGAGAGACCAGCUACAGACCAGUUACAACAUCCUGACUAAAGAGAGAGGCCAGCUACAGACCAGUUACAACAACCUGACUAAAGAGAGAGACCAGCUACAGACCAGUUACAACACCCUGACUAAAAAGAGAGACCAGCUACAGAAAGAGAAAGAUGUCAUGUCAAAGUUAUCUAAUCUGAAACAAACCAGGCCAGAAGGCUGGCAUAAGUUUGAAUCCAGUUGGUACUUCCUGUUUACUGAGGCUAAAACCUGGGAAGAGAGCAGACAGGAAUGUCUGAAGAGAGGAGCAGACCUGGUGAUCGUAAACAGUGACAAGGAACAGGAGUUUCUCUGUGGCCUUACUAUGAAAGCCUGGAUUGGUCUGACUGACUCUGUUACUGAGGGGACCUGGAAAUGGGUGGACGGAAACCCACUGACCACCCCAAGGUUCUGGGGGAGUGGACAGCCUAAUGGUGAUGGGUCUGAGGACUGUGCGUUGUUCUCUCACAGUUCACCAGACCAAGGAAAAUGGCAUGACUAUCCGUGUUCAUCUAACCAUUACUGGGAUGACUGUUAUAACUACAUCUGUCUGCUGGAGGUUCUGAAGGAUGGAAGGAUCUACAUCUGUGGCUCCUACGCCUACAAUCCCCAGUGUGCUUUCAUAGUCAGUCACGUUGUCUCUCCUCUGUCUCUUCUCAUACUCUACACCUAUAUUAUCAUUAUUAUUAUUAUAAUACUCUAC
Molecule: messenger RNA, 1603 nt
Organism: Oncorhynchus tshawytscha (Chinook salmon)
Lineage: Eukaryota; Metazoa; Chordata; Actinopteri; Salmoniformes; Salmonidae
Product: C-type lectin domain family 4 member M-like
Exons: 7
Source: RefSeq, a predicted model, not a curated record